Molecule: messenger RNA, 577 nt
Organism: Meloidogyne enterolobii
Lineage: Eukaryota; Metazoa; Nematoda; Chromadorea; Rhabditida; Meloidogynidae
Source: the annotation of a GenBank genome assembly
UUUUUUCGGUUUUUUUCAUAGAUUUUUAUUUUUUCAAUUGAACGGUUUAUUUGGAUUAGUAUGUUUUUCUUUUAAAACCCCAAAAAUUAAUUUGUUUUUCUAUUAUAGAUCCUUGCUUUUAUUUUUUUGCUUUGGCUUAUUAAAUGGACAAUUAAAAAUGGAAGAACUUUAAAAUUUAAAAAUAAUUAUCGUUUUAUUGUUUUGACUGGAAAAGAUGUUGCAAGAAAAAUAUUUUUUGAUUAAAAAGUAAAUUCAAAAAUAAAUUUAUAUUUAGGCACGUGAUGAUUUUGCCUUUUUUGCUGAUUAUGGAAGUUGUAUGCUUUUUGGUUAUUUAAAUCAAUCAUCAAUUAAUCAGAAACUAAAUGUUUUCGUGGCUAUAAUGGAAAGAAGGGUAAAGGUUUUAAUUUUGCUUUUUCCGAUAUUUUUCGGCACCUGGGAAGAAGUAAUGGCCCGUGUUACCCGAAACCUUGACCCGAACCCCGAUUUAGGUAAAUUUGAAAGCAAGAUCCGACUUUUUCUCAACCAGGAAAACCCUACUAGGAAAUUCCAUAAUUUUGGUUUGUUACUCAAAAACUGA